Volvox carteri f. nagariensis is the source of this 1744-nucleotide messenger RNA. RefSeq lists its product as uncharacterized. The transcript is spliced from 7 exons. NCBI's taxonomy places the organism in Eukaryota, Viridiplantae, Chlorophyta, Chlorophyceae, Chlamydomonadales, Volvocaceae. The record is from RefSeq and is a predicted model, not a curated record. Bases 135 to 1280 code for a protein of 381 amino acids.
CAUAUGCUGCAUCGCUUUGAGUCGACAGUUGAGUAAAAAAAGGUUGCGGGCGUCCAGUGCGCGUCGUUGUCUUGGCAUCUCUCUUGUCACAGAUCACAUACUGUACACAACCGCGCCUAAAGGAACUGGACAGGAUGAGGACUUGCUUACGCGGCGUUGGCCGCGCCCACAAGCGCGCUGAAAGGCUACACCGGGGUCACACGCUGAGCGCACCGACACCUGGGACGUGCGCUGCCAGUCGCUAUGUGGGGACUAAGGCGAUGACAGAGACGGCGGUGUUUCUGGAGGAAAUCGCAGUAUCUCAAACCCCCAAGCGGCUGCAGGGGCUUAUGCGGGUGUUGGAGGCUCGCGGUGGCGUCUCGCUGUCCCCUGCGGAUCGCCGGGGAUUGCACCCGCUGCUGGUGCCGCUGUCGGCGCAGGGGGAUGCUGUGACGUGCCUGCUGCGCUGGCCAGAGCCGUCGCAAUACAAGAGCAUGCCGCUGCCGGUCGUGUGUAUGACCCGUGGGUCGGUUGGCAUGACGCUGGUGGCCCGCAGCGUUGACGAGUACCUGCACCGCCAGCCAGCCAGCCAGCCAGCCAGCCGGCAAGGGUGCCAAUCGGUUAUUGCGGGUUAUAAGCCAUCAGGCAAUGCGUCUGCGGAGUAUGUUAUUGGCUUUGCCGCUACAUUUGUGAAUGAUCGGCUGCUAUGGUCCGGGGCCUUCACUGUCAUGCGUGUAUCGGUAAAAUGUGCCCGUCGCUACCAUGCACGGGCCUCUGUUUUUGUUGCCGGUGCUUUUCAUGUCAGGUUACUGGCAGAGGAGGAUUUAGCGGCAGCGUCCUGUGGCGAUCGGCCGCUGGCUGACGCCGCCGGGCCCGAUGCCGAGGGCCUGUUCCGGUCCGGGGAUGUGGCAGCUGCGGGGCUGGGUGGCGGCAGCCGGGCGUCCACCUCCUCGACGGGCGCGACGCAGGGCAGCCAACAACAACAGCAGCAACAGGGUCUGGCGAUGUACUUAAUACGCAAGGCGGGCAUGUUUCCGGACGUUUCUCUCCCCAUCGAUGCGGAGCGAGUCAUGUACCUGCUAAGCGAGGAGGCGGCGGCGGCGGCAUCCGCAAAUGUGAACCGGUUCAACUACCGCGAACCGAAAAGCGCCAAGCAGUUGGCACUGGAGCGGGCUACCGCACUGAUGAACCGAGUGGUGGCGGGUGACUUGGUGUCGUACGACGCCAUCCGGGAACCGCUGGCGGAGGCGUACGCGGAGGCGGGCCUCAGUGACGUCGCCAACUUUAUUCAGGCGGCCUAGAAGUCCAGUGGCCGUUCGUUGGUCAGUAUUGGUCAGUUGGUCAGUCCACCCAUCAAUUAGGGUUCCAUCGACGGCAUCUCCACGACAGUCGUUUGUCAGUGCAGGGCAAGUUGGGGUGGCUUCAGUGUGACGGUUGACCCACCCACCUGCUGUCUAGGGCUGACGGCAGUGCGCAUUUGGCCGCUGAAGAAUAGCGUUGUUGGUUGGGCCUUAAAUUGGGCCUCUGGGGAAGAGCGUGAAGCUGCAUUGCCCCUAAGACAUCCAGUAAAGCUUCCAGUUACGCCGUACGCGGCUUUGCUUAUAGUUUAUGGCGUUGAUGGUGUAGUGUUGUUGCCGGUGGUGCUGAUGGAAUACGGAUGGUUUGUGAUGGUUGUGGUCCUUACCUCGUCGUCGUUGUUCCUACUAGUCGUCGUCGCGCUUAUUAAUUCCACAAUGCUGGUUCGCAUUCUUAAUUGGCAUGAGCC